AUGCUGAUACCGCAGCUCAAAGAGGCGAAGAACGUAUUUACCCUUUACCACCUUUUGAAUACUGUUCUUUCCGUUACCUUUCUUUCGACUAAAGGUAUUCCGGAAAUUUGCCAAUGGUUUUUUGUCUCUGAAGAUGGAGAGUGUGCCCUCGACUCGAGGGAACGAGAAAUUCUCAUCUUUCUGGCAGUGAUUAUCGCUUGGAAAGGAAGGAAAGCGACGAACUACCUGCAUUAUAUUAACAAUAUCUUUCUCUUCUCUAAAAUCGCCAACAUAGCCUUAUUCCUUCGUGCGGAUGCUUUUAUUGGAGUUAUAUAUCUUCUAAUUGUUGUCGUGGUUACUGUGUUAGUACCGGAGCCGAUUUAUAGCGGUCCAGAGAAAAUCACGUAUUUUCAAGGAGUAGAACUUUUUGAUGAGUUGAACAAAGAUCGUAAAUCAAUAUUCAUUAUUCAAUUUUACACUACUUGGAGUCCUGAGUGCAAACAUGCAACACCUGUGUUCGCACAACUAAGUGAAAGGUAA
This is a messenger RNA of Haemonchus placei, 519 nucleotides long. Lineage: Eukaryota; Metazoa; Nematoda; Chromadorea; Rhabditida; Trichostrongylidae. The record is from the annotation of a GenBank genome assembly.